Phaedon cochleariae (mustard beetle) is the source of this 793-nucleotide messenger RNA. The record is from the annotation of a GenBank genome assembly. Lineage: Eukaryota; Metazoa; Arthropoda; Insecta; Coleoptera; Chrysomelidae.
AUGAGCACAAGAAGCAAAUUAGAUAUGAAUAAUAUAAUAAGAGAUUCUAUCAAUGAAUUAUUCCAAGAUGCCGAUUUCAUAGGCCAAUUGACAAAAACGCUGUCUGAUAAAAUUGAACAAAAACUCAAAGCCAUAUCGGAAGAAAUAAAAAGUCAGAAUGAGAGACUGAUAUCGGUUGAACAAAAACUCGAUUCCAUCCAGCAGCAAACUAAAUCUAAUAAUGUGUGUAUAUACGGGGUACCCGAAAUGAAUAAUGAAAAUACGAAAGAUGUCAUACUCGAAAAUCUCUCCUCGAAUUCGGUGAUAAAUCUCCAAGAGAGGGACAUAAUAAGCUGCUUCAGGGUCGGGACUCCCUCUAAUAAUAAGAAGAAACCCAGACCUAUUAUACUGAAGUUUCGAGACCCAAAAGAAAAAGUCAAGUUAUUUAAAAAUGUGAAAAACUUGAAAAAUAAAUCAAUAUUCAUAACAGAAGACUUAACUCACAAUAGAAGAAUCCUACUAAAGUCAGCGAAAACAUCACUUCCAGGCAAAAAAAUAUGGACCUUCAAGGGGCAGAUUUUUAUCAAAAUAAAUGAUACCAAUGUGAAGAUUUCUUCAAUGCAAGAUAUUCAGCAGUACGCUGGAUAAAAAAUAUAAUGAAUGAUGAAUAAUUAACCCCUUAUUACUAUUUAGUUUAUAAAAGUAUAUUUCACUCAUUUUGUUCUUUGAUAUAUGUUAAUAUAACCAAAUGUAGGAGUAGUUUUGAUGCCACAAAUGGCAUGCUAACAUUCUUUAUUCAACUUUAAUUUUCUAU